Messenger RNA from Microtus ochrogaster (prairie vole), 3703 nucleotides. It is a transcript of the gene Trim17, whose product is annotated as tripartite motif containing 17. The record is from RefSeq and is a predicted model, not a curated record. NCBI's taxonomy places the organism in Eukaryota, Metazoa, Chordata, Mammalia, Rodentia, Cricetidae. Gene Ontology annotation, molecular function: protein binding; zinc ion binding.
GCUAGCUGAGACCACAGCCAGAGAUGGUGUUUGUUAGGCUGUGGCAAAUGGCCGGUUUCUGAACCCACUUUUUAUAGUAGGGACACCAAGCAUUAAGGCUGAACAAAGGAAUUUUUAUGAUCUUGCCCCGACCGCGGGUUAGUCAAGGGAGACCCUAAGAGGGAGUGGGUUCUAACGUCAGUGGGUAACUAGGCAGCUAUCCUGAAAUAUGUUUCAGAGGAAAUUACAGUGAAAGUCACUAAUUGCAAGAAAACAGAUGUCUUUAGCAAUUAGUCAGAAAAAGGGACUGCUAGUAAUAUCAGAGGGUUAAUAAAUUAGAAUAAUUGGUUCUUAGGCUGGGAACUCAGAAGAUAGUAAAAAGCUUCUCACAUAAUCUCGAGGUAAAACUCAGAUACAGAUUACUUUACAAUCUUCAUUUUUCAGUUAAACUAAUGUUUGUGCUUAGCCUAUUGUCUUCCUGGGUACUUCCAGAUAGUGUUUACUGAAGCCCUGUGUCUUCCCUUUGAUGCUACCAGUUUCACAUAGCAGGGAUAAUGCGUAACCCAGAGGUCAUAUAUCUAUUUCCUAAAAGUUGACUCAGCUCGUAUCCGUAGGCUAGCUCUCAGUCUGCAGAGAGAUGCUUUGGCCUCGUAAAUAGAGCUAUGGGUUGUAAAGUGAAAUAACCCGCUGUUAAUAGUUUAAUCCUUAAGCUACUGAGGAAGCUGCUGACAGUCUGUUCUCAUUCUCCUAGGCUUACAACUUUAUAUUUCUUUAUUUUUACAUUCCUAUUUCUGGAAUCUACGUUUUUAUAGUCUCAUUCCUGAAUCCUUUCGUGUGUGUGUGUGUUCACAUGCCUGUGCUUGUCACUGGGGAAGUGUGCUUGCUCGUGUUUUCUGUGUAGAUGUGUUCAUGUGUAGUUACAAACAUGUUUACCCGUGUGCAAGUUUGUAUGCACAUGUGUCUCCAUGUCUACACGCAGCCCCUGUGUUCAUGUGUCCAUGUGUCUGCCUGGAGCCCCUCUGUCUGUGUGUUUUGUGUUGUCAUUUCUGUGUUGCACCUUAACGGAAAGGAUCGCCCUUCCUUUCUAAGUUCAUUUGCUUUACCAGGGAUUUGCUAACGUCAGUACUCUGACACUUGACUCUGUGGCAGCCUUUUGGGGUGGAAGUGUGGCCCUAGGGCUGAGGUGGGACUUGACUGCAGAUGCACAACAGCUGGGGACUCCCAGAAGACAUGGGAAGGAGCUUGUGGCUAAGCUGACUUAGGGACCAAGUUCACACGUAGCAGCCAAGGUUCAGGGGUCUGGCUAGCAUUUGUUCAGAGUGUCUUUGUAUGCCACAUUCUGACACCAGCGUUUGUCCUCAUCCAUGAAGGAACAACAGAGGAGGCAGACGUGGGGAGCCAGUUCUGUGCUUCUGCCUGCCAGGGGGUUACAGUGGAAACCUUCCCUUGUUUCUCCCCAGGAGCCAUGGAUGCUGUGGAACUUGCCAGAAGGCUGCAAGAAGAGGCCACAUGUUCCAUCUGCCUCGACUACUUCAUCGAUCCUGUGAUGACUGCCUGUGGCCACAACUUCUGCAGAAACUGCAUCCUGAUGAGCUGUGAGAAAGGGAAGGUCAAGAAAGGGAGGAAGAGGCAGAAGGGCUGCUUCCCCUGCCCCGAGUGCAGGGAGAUGUCCCUUCAGAGGAACCUGAGGCCCAACCGCCUACUGACAAAGGUGGCAGAGAUGGCCCGCCAGCACCCUGGGCUGCAGAAGCGAGACUUGUGCCAGACACACCAAGAGCCCCUCAAGCUCUUCUGCCAGGACGACCAGAGCCCUAUUUGUGUGGUCUGCAGGGAGGCCCAGGAGCACCGGGUGCACAGCGUGAUGCCUGUGGAUGAGGCUGCAAGGGAGUAUAAGACGAAGUUGGAGGAAGACAUAAAGUAUCUUCGGGAGGAGGUGACGAAGACGGAGACGCUGCAAGCCAAGGGGGAAGAGAACUUAACUCAAUGGCAGGAGAAAGUGAAGGAGCACAGAGAGCGCAUCCUGGAGGAGUUCCAGAAGGUGGUCCUAUUCCUGGUGGAAGAGGAACGUCGGCUUCUCCAGGUCCUGAAGAAGGAGGAAGAGGAUACCGUAGGGAGGCUGCAGGACAACAAGGCCUUCCUGGAUAGCCAAAGCAGCUCUCUGGACCUGCUCCUGUUGCAGCUGGAGGAGCAGAGCCAGCAGGGGCCCCUCCAGAUGCUGCAGGACAUGAAGGACACCUUGGCCAGGAAGGAGAGCCUCUGCGUGAAGUAUCCAGAGAUGGCCCUCCCCGUGGCCAUCAAGACCGUGUGCCGAGUUCCAGGGCAGAUAGAAGUGCUCAAAAGUUUCCAAGAAGAUGUGGUGCCGGACCCCAGCUCUGCGUACCCCUAUCUCCUCCUGUACGAGAGCCGCCAAAGGCGGUACCUGAGCCCACCACCAGAGGGCAGCACCCCCUACAGCAAGGACCGGUUCGUGGCCUACCCCUGCGCUGUGGGACAGAAGAGCUUUUCCUCUGGAAGGCACUACUGGGAAGUGGGCAUGAAUCUUACCGGGGAUGCACUCUGGGCCUUAGGCGUGUGCAGGGACAACGUGAGCCGGAAGGACAGGGUGCCCAAAUCCCCGGAAAAUGGGUUCUGGGUAGUGCAGCUGUCCAAGGGGAAGAAGCACUUGUCUCUGUUACCCGACUCCACUCCCAUCACACUCACUGAGCCUCCCAGCCACAUGGGCAUCUUCCUGGACUUCCAGGCUGGGGAGGUGUCCUUCUACAGUGUGAACGAUGGGUGUCACUUGCAUAGCUUCUCCCAGGCUGCCUUCCCUGGGCCGCUGCUGCCGUUCUUCUGCUUGGGAACUCCAAAGUCGGGCCAGAUGGUCAUCUCCACAGUGACCAUGUGGGUGAAGGGAUAGAGGCUUGGAACCAGACACAGUCCCUGGGCGUGCCUUGGGUUCCCCGGAAGUCAGGGCACUUCACCACCGUGGCUACCUACCCAGGCUUUCUCUGGGAGUGCUGAGAGCCAAUACCUGUGCUGGCAGGACAAUUUCCUGAAAUACAACCACGAUUAAAAUGCUCAAAUUCUGAACUGACUACUGAUAAGAUGCUAAAUGAGGGUAACUUUGGAAAGGGCCCCGACAUUUCCGAGUGAACUUGCUCACCGGGCAAGUUGGUCUUCUGUUUUGUUAGCUUUGGUCUCGCCCCAAAGCUUGCUGAUGUCUUGGUUCCUAGUGCCCUCUGGCCUUCGGAUCCUUCACAGAGAAGGUGGAGCUCGCCCCCGCCCCCACCCCCUUAAGAUGAUUAGGAAGGUCUCCUCACUCCUUCCUCCAAGUGCCCGUUCCUAUCAUUCCCUCUCCGAAGAACACCUCGCUUCCCAUUCCAGUUACAAGUUACUGGCACCCUGGCAAACGCACGCAUUUCCGAAGUGGUUUUCACCGUGACCCUUCUGGACCCGCGGCCGGACACCGUUUCUCGUUUCCUAUCCCUGAUCUCUUCGGGUUUGCCCCCCGAACAUGAGGGUGGUGUUGGGGGUGUCUGAGCGACAACAGUCCAGGGGUGCUGAGGGCUGUGGACACAGGGUGAAAGCGCAAUGGGAAACCACCAACUCCAUCGCCCACCGCCUGGGUGUGUUUGCACGUCCUCGGGGUCGUCCUGUGUCUCGGUACUCCUCUACAUCCCUUUCCGGACCUGCGGCCAAAGUUUGCAGCCUGGGGAGCGGGAGACACCCCUGCGGAGACCUG